Messenger RNA from Pipra filicauda (Wire-tailed manakin), 2010 nucleotides. It is a transcript of the gene BEST3, whose product is annotated as bestrophin 3. Gene Ontology annotation, molecular function: chloride channel activity. NCBI's taxonomy places the organism in Eukaryota, Metazoa, Chordata, Aves, Passeriformes, Pipridae. The transcript has 9 exons. The record is from RefSeq and is a predicted model, not a curated record. Bases 1 to 2010 code for a protein of 669 amino acids.
AUGACAGUCACUUAUUCCAGCAAAGUAGCAAAUGCCACUUUCUUUGGAUUUCACAGAUUACUCCUAAGGUGGAAAGGCAGCAUCUACAAAUUGCUGUACAGAGAAUUUAUUGUUUUUGCUACUCUUUACACAGCGAUAAGUGUAUUAUACAGAUUUUUUCUUACAGGUAGCCAAAAACGGUUCUUUGAAAAAUUAUCAAUUUACUGUGACAAAUAUGCUGAACAAAUCCCGGUAACUUUUGUGCUUGGUUUCUACGUUACUUUGGUGGUGAAUCGCUGGUGGAACCAGUUUGUGAACUUGCCAUGGCCAGAUCGUCUGAUGUUCCUCAUCUCUAGCUGUGUCCAGGGCAGAGAUGAAUAUGGGCGCUUGUUAAGGAGGACUCUCAUGCGUUAUGUGAAUUUAACGUCUCUGCUGAUCUUUCGCUCUGUGAGCACAGCUGUGUACAAAAGGUUCCCCACCAUGGACCAUGUGGUAGGAGCAGGUUUUAUGACAAGAUAUGAAAGAAAACUUUUUGAUGAACUUAAGUCUCCCCACUUGAAAUACUGGGUACCAUUUGUGUGGUUUGGAAAUUUGGCAUCAAAGGCACGAAAAGAGGGAAGAAUUCGAGACAGUGUAGAUCUGCAGACACUGAUGAAUGAGAUGAAUAAAUACCGGUCUUGGUGUAGUCUUUUGUUUGGUUAUGAUUGGGUUGGAAUUCCACUGGUCUAUACCCAGGUUGUUACUCUCGCAGUCUAUACUUUUUUCUUUGCCUGCCUGAUAGGGCGCCAAUUUUUGGAUACUGACCAAGGGUAUCAGGGCCAUGACUUAGACAUUUACAUUCCAAUCUUCACACUGUUACAGUUCUUCUUCUACGCAGGAUGGCUCAAGGUUGCUGAACAGCUUAUUAAUCCAUUUGGAGAAGAUGAUGAUGAUUUUGAAACUAAUUGGUGCAUCGAUAGAAAUUUACAGGUCUCACUUCUGGCGGUGGAUGAGAUGCACAUGAACUUGCCAAGGAUGGAGAAAGAUAUUUACUGGAAUGAUUCCUCUGCUCGGCCUCCCUACACAAAAGCAGCUGCUGAUUACUGUAUUCCUUCAUUUCUUGGAUCGACUAUUGAAAUGGGGCUGGCUGAUACCGAAUUCCUCUACGGGGAAGAGUGGCCCUGGGAAGAGGAGAAACAUGGAAGACAGUAUUCAGUGUUAAGAAGAGUAAAGAGGUUUCUCAGUGUCCACGAAGGUCCUUCAUACCCCACUCACCGGCGCUACAGUCGGCAGACAAGUGAGAAUUCAGUGUUUUUCCCAGCAGACGAAAAGGGGCACAUCAGACAGCUGCAGGAAAUGCACAAAAGAGGGAGGCACUCUGCCUCGAGCUUCAAGAAGAAACAUGAAGGAGUUGACAGAAGUAACAGACUUCAUAAUAGCCGAGAUCUAGGACCCAUAACUGAAACCUCAAGGAAUGAGGCUCAGUUUGGUGACAGCGACACCUCAUCUGAGACAAACAAGCCAAUUCCUGAGGUCAUCAUCUCUGAAGCCGAGGAAAAUGCACUUGGCAUGCUGGACAAACCAGAUCUGCUAACAGAGCGCUCUGCAAGCAUGCCGGAAGAGAAAUUCCAAAGGAUCCUAGGCAAGGCAAAUGUGACUCCUCUGAACCAACCUUUUUUCCCUCUGGAAAUGACUACAUACAUCCCAAGCUCAGAGGCGCAUCAGUCACUUCCUAGUUUGAUAGGAGAGCCCAAACAUGAGCCCCAUGGUAGUAACAUUGCUGGUCUUAUAACAGAUCAUGAGAGAAACCUUCAGCGAUGGAGUUUACCAAGCUUCCAUAGUCCUAGUACAGCACCUAGUACAGCUGACAGUGCACCACCUUUAGCAGAUUCCAGGACAACUUCACAACAAAAUACCUUCAGUGAUGGAAACAAUGUUACUUCUGCUGCUGCACCAGAGAUGUUUGAGAUGCAGCACUUAUGGGAAAACAUGGACAGUAAAGAAACAGCCAUAGUAGAAUUUUCUAAUGAGGAAAGUGAAAGAAAACUUUGA